UUUUAUUAUAGUCUGUAUCAGUUUGUAUUAUACAUCAAAUGUUAUAAUAUAUCUUCAUUGUAAAUAAAAUAAAGAUCCGGUGAAACUGCAGUAAGCACCAACAGAGAUUACGUUAGAAACAUUUAAAGAAACAAAAUAUGUUUAAUAGCAUAAAACACUCACUGAGAUACAAUACGAGUAAAUUUGGUUAUCAGGUAUUGGCAGCCUUUUCAGCGGAGGCUAAAAGUAACUUAACGCGACCAGAAUGCACGCGAAAUGCCUAUCCGCACACAGCGUGUGGCCAACCAACGCCAGCGACGCAUCCUCACUUGCUGAAGCAUGGAGAAGUGCUACCAGGUAUAUCGCUUCAGGAACUCGGAAGAAGACGUUCGAAAUUGGUAGAGAGUGUUACGUUGGAAACGCGUGCCAAGAAUGUACACAGGCAACAGAUCGUCAUCAUACCAGCUUCGACCACAGUCUACAUGUCAGAUAAGAUACCAUACGUCUACCGACAAAAUACAGAUUUCUUAUAUUUCUCUGGUUGUCGAGAACCAGACAGUGUCCUGGUACUCGUGUGCAGGGAAAACCAGUCCUCGUUCACCUUGUUCAUGAGGCCAAGGGAUGAGCAUUCGGAAUUAUGGGACGGUCCGAGAACUAGCAUUGAAACAGCAAUUAAAAUGUUUGGCGUAGAUCAUGCUCUGCCAGUUACAGAAUUCGAACAAUUUCUGGCCUCGCUCAUACAGGAAGACAAGAGAAGCAUCGUGUGGUACGAUCAUGUUGACGCUAUUCAACCGAUAUUGCACAGAAAGCUCUGUCAACUGAUUAAAUUGACAGACAACCAGAUGUUUGCCUCUCCCAAGAUGUUAUUUCAUCAAAUUCGCUUGAUCAAGAGCACAUGCGAGAUUGAGCUGAUGCGCCAGAGUUGCCAAAUAGCUUCCGAUGCGAUCGCCAAGACGAUCCAGUGCUCAAGACCAGAGAUGAGCGAGCAUCAGCUGUUCGCUACUGUAGAUUAUGAGUGUCGUAUGCGCGGAGCUGAGCACUUGGCAUACCCGCCUGUCGUAGCAGGCGGCGGAAAUGCAAAUGUGAUACAUUACAUUAGUAACAAUCAAAUUAUUCAGAGCGGCGAUUUGGUCCUGAUGGAUGCAGGCUGCGAAUAUCAUGGUUACUCAUCCGACAUAACGCGAACGUGGCCGAUUAACGGUAAAUUCACGCCGGAGCAAAGAGUACUUUAUGAAAUUGUACUUGACGUACAGAAACAUUUAAUAGAGAGCUUGAAGGAGAUGCCGUCAUUAGACGAGGCAUUCCAUUACAUGUGCUCCCUUCUGGGGAAGAGAUUGCAAGAAAUCGGCUUGAUACCGAAAAAUAUUGACGACGACAAGUUAGUAGCGGCUGCGUAUGAAUAUUGCCCGCACCACGUCAGUCAUUAUCUAGGAAUGGAUGUGCACGACACGGGAAAAAUAUCUCGAGGUAUCAAGAUACAACCUGGAAUGAUAAUAACGAUAGAACCUGGUGUGUACGUGAGCCCAAAAAAUCCUUUCGCACCAUCGCAUUAUCACGGCUUAGGUAUCCGUAUAGAAGACGAUAUUCUAGUAACGGAGAACGGUGCAGAAAUUCUGACAAAAAGCUGCCCGAAGGAAGUAGCGGAUAUCGAGGAUUUAGCCAGUCAAAAUAAAAAAUGUUGAUAGUGAUGAUUCGGAUAUAUGUUAGCAUUAUUUUCGGCAAUCUCAAAGCUACCGAUGUCAGUCCGCGAUGGAGAACCGGCCAAUCUUGGUGAUCUCUUGAACAUAACAUGAAUUUAUUCCGCAUAUUGUCAUUGGCAAGUGCGCUCUUCAUAAAAACGCGGACAUCGUUCACGGUAUUAGCGUACUCUAAUCCACUGAGAUUAUAAAACCUCCGGGGCUCGGAUGUAUUUGUGGGUAGCAAAGUUUUGCACUGGGAAAGGAACGUCAAAUGUGAUAUACAUAUAUACAAUGAAGCUUUGUAUGCUGCGUUUUUUAUUUACAUGUAUAUAAAAAAAUAUGAAUACAUGUAUGUUAAAGUCACAUCUGUUAA
Molecule: messenger RNA, 2031 nt
Organism: Ooceraea biroi (clonal raider ant)
Lineage: Eukaryota; Metazoa; Arthropoda; Insecta; Hymenoptera; Formicidae
Product: xaa-Pro aminopeptidase 3
Biological process (GO): proteolysis
Cellular component (GO): mitochondrion
Molecular function (GO): manganese ion binding; metalloaminopeptidase activity
Source: RefSeq, a predicted model, not a curated record